Molecule: messenger RNA, 919 nt
Organism: Equus caballus (horse)
Lineage: Eukaryota; Metazoa; Chordata; Mammalia; Perissodactyla; Equidae
Gene: HYPK
Product: huntingtin interacting protein K
Biological process (GO): protein stabilization; negative regulation of apoptotic process
Source: RefSeq, a predicted model, not a curated record
CUCCAGGAUGUGGUAAAUGCAAAUGUCCCUGUGACUUUUCCCCAGGGCCUGUGGGUCACUCCGCCUCUUCUCCCCAGAUUAGAGAGCAGUUUGCAUAUCUGACUUCCUGUGGAUUAGUUUCAUAAUUGGUUUAGGAUUAGACGUUAACCAUCCUGGUGGAACAGAAUUCUUGGGGGUUUGUUUGUGGAGGGGGGAUCUAGGUGAAGAGGAGGGAAGGAUAUAGGGUGGGAAGGUCUGGAGUGGUGACGGGCAAGGUCUGGGCAGGGCCUUGCAGAAAACACCGUAGAAGCCCGAAAGAAGUCUGAGAGGCCAACUGCUUUCCUCGCUGAAGCUUCUAGAACCAGAGCAUUAAUGAAGGUGUGGCCCAGGGCCAGCCCCCCCUCCUUUUCUCCCGGCGGAAGGUGCGGGGCAGCUACCGGAAGUCCUAGAGGCGCGGGGCGGGGCUUGUGCGGCGGCGCCGUGGGAUCGAUAUGGCGACUGAGGGGGACGUGGAGCUGGAGUUGGAGACUGAGACCAGCGGUCCGGAGCGGCCUCCUGAGAAGCCAAGGAAGCAUGACAGUGGUGCGGCGGACCUGGAGCGAGUCACCGACUAUGCGGAGGAGAAGGAGAUCCAGAGUUCGAAUUUGGAGACGGCCAUGUCCGUGAUUGGAGACAGACGGUCACGGGAGCAGAAAGCCAAACAGGAGCGGGAGAAGGAACUGGCAAAAGUCACUAUCAAGAAAGAAGAUCUGGAGCUGAUAAUGACAGAGAUGGAGAUCUCACGAGCAGCAGCAGAACGGAGCUUGAGGGAACACAUGGGCAACGUGGUAGAGGCUCUUAUUGCCUUAACCAACUGAUUUGUACUUUUCUCAGACCUACCCACUGGAUUAACUUAUUUCAAUAAAGAUUUGUCCUUUUUUUGUUGUUUUAUCAUCUUGGA